CCGCCCUCCUCCAGCGCCCAACCUCGGACUGCUGCGCCUCGCCUGCCCUUUCGGCAAGACCGCGCCGUCGAGGAGGACCGCCAGCAUGAGCUGCUUCUUCUGCCUCGUCCUGGCCCUGAGCCUCUGGCGGGUGCGGGGCUUGGGAGAACCAGGCCCUUUGGAAGACGUCGUCAUUGACAGAUACUACAUCCCCAAAGUGUGCUUGCGAGAAGUCUAGAUGGGCGACUUCGUCCGCUACCAUUACAACGGGACUUUCCAAGACGGGACCAAGUUUGACUCCAGCUAUGAUCGAGGUGCCACAGUGGCAGGUGUGGCAGGUGUGGGGCGGCUCAUCACGGGCAUGGAUAGAGGCCUGCAGGGCAUGUGCGUGAAUGAGAGGCGGCAUCUAAUUGUCCCACCUCAUCUCGGCUAUGGCAGCAUUGGUGUUGCUGGUCUGAUUCCCCCAGACACCACCCUCUAUUUUGAUGUCAUUAUGCUCGACAUUUGGAACAAGGAAGACAAGCUGCAGAUCACCACUCUGUACAAACCAGAACGGUGUAACCGUACAGUGGAGAAUACAGACUUUGUGCGUUAUCACUACAAUGGCACACUUCUGGAUAGCACUCCCUUUGAUUCCAGCUAUGGAAAAGACAGUACUUAUGACACCUAUGUGGGUUCGGGGUGGCUGAUCAAAGGAAUGGACCAAGGUCUGCUAGGCAUGUGUGCUGGAGAGAAGAGGAGAAUAGUCAUCCCCCCAUUCCUGGCCUAUGGAGAGAAAGGUUAUGGUACCGUUAUCCCCCCUCAAGCAUCACUGGUUUUCUAUGUCCAUCUGGUGGAUCUACACAACCCAAAAGAUGGCAUCUCUCUUGAGCACUUAGAAGUGCCAGCAUCUUGCAAACGCAAGUCUGUGACUGGAGAUUUUGUGCGCUACCAUUAUAAUGGCACCCUGAUGGAUGGGACCCUGUUUGAUUCUAGUUACUCACGGAAUCACACGUAUGACACGUACAUUGGGAAGGGUUAUGUUAUCCCAGGAAUGGACCAGGGACUCCAAGGGGUCUGUAUUGGCGAAAAGAGAAAAAUCAUCAUCCCUCCCCAUUUGGCCUAUGGAGAAAGUGGGGCAGGGAACAAAAUCCCUGGUUCAGCUGUCUUGAUCUUCGAUGUUCACAUCAUUGACUUCCACAACCCCACAGACUCUGUGGAGAUUGAGACUGCCUACCAACCUGAAGACUGUAAUGUCACCACACAAGACAGAGACUUUGUCCGCUAUCAUUACAACUGUUCCCUCCUGGAUGGCACCAAGCUUUUCUCCUCCCAUGACUAUGAAAAUGCUCAGGAAGCCACUUUGGGCACCAACAAAAUAAUUGAAGGCUUGAACAUUGGCUUGCUCGAUAUGUGUGUGGGAGAGAAACGUCUUGUUACUGUUCCUCCACAUUUAGGCCAUGGUGAAAGUGGUGCCCGAGGUGUUCCUGGAAGUGCUGUUCUCCGCUUUGAGAUAGAGCUUUUACAUCGGGAGCCAGGCGUUCCAGAGGGGUACCUGUUCAUCUGGCACAGUGAACCACCAGCUAAUCUGUUUGAAGCAAUGGAUCUUAACAAGGAUGGCGAAGUCCCUCCUGAGGAGUUCUCAACAUUCAUCAAAUCCCAAGUUGCAGAAGGCAAAGGUCGCAUGAUGCCAGGUGCUGACCCAGAAAAGGUUGUCACUGAUAUGUUCCAGAACCAAGACCGUAAUAAAGAUGGGAAAAUCACAGCAGAGGAACUGAAGUUGAAAUCAGAUGAGGAUCAAGCAAAACAUGAGGAACUUUAAAAAAGAGAACUCUGGGGUUGGGCUUUUUUU
This is a messenger RNA of Pogona vitticeps (central bearded dragon), 1810 nucleotides long. RefSeq names its product FKBP prolyl isomerase 10 (gene FKBP10). Gene Ontology annotation, molecular function: calcium ion binding; peptidyl-prolyl cis-trans isomerase activity. Lineage: Eukaryota; Metazoa; Chordata; Lepidosauria; Squamata; Agamidae. The record is from RefSeq and is a predicted model, not a curated record. Gene Ontology annotation, cellular component: endoplasmic reticulum.